Hevea brasiliensis (rubber tree) is the source of this 605-nucleotide messenger RNA. Its product is annotated as histone H3.2. The record is from RefSeq and is a predicted model, not a curated record. Gene Ontology annotation, cellular component: nucleosome. The coding region runs from base 91 to 501 and encodes 136 amino acids. The transcript has a single exon. NCBI's taxonomy places the organism in Eukaryota, Viridiplantae, Streptophyta, Magnoliopsida, Malpighiales, Euphorbiaceae. Gene Ontology annotation, molecular function: protein heterodimerization activity; DNA binding; structural constituent of chromatin.
UAUUCCUAACUCUAACCUAGCCGCAUCCAACUAGAAACCCGAAUAUACAAACUAAACUUCAACUGCUUCUUUCCGAAAGAUCCGGUUAUCAUGGCCCGAACCAAGCAAACAGCCCGAAAGUCCACGGGAGGGAAGGCACCACGAAAGCAGCUAGCAACCAAAGCAGCCCGAAAAUCCGCCCCGGCAACAGGCGGAGUCAAGAAACCGCACAGGUUCCGACCCGGAACCGUUGCUCUCCGUGAAAUCCGAAAGUACCAAAAGAGCACGGAGCUCCUGAUUCGAAAACUCCCCUUCCAGCGCCUGGUCCGCGAGAUUGCUCAAGACUUCAAGACUGAUCUCAGAUUCCAGAGCUCGGCAGUCGCGGCUCUUCAAGAGGCGGCAGAAGCCUAUCUCGUUGGACUUUUUGAGGACACGAAUCUGUGUGCCAUUCACGCUAAGAGAGUAACGAUUAUGCCAAAGGAUAUUCAGCUCGCAAGAAGGAUCAGAGGCGAGCGUGCUUGAGAGAAGUCAAUUUGUAAUCUUUUUAGUGACUAUGAUCUUUGUUGGUUAGUGUUGACAUGUAUGGCUUUUUCUGAUGUGAAUGGAAACCUGAAGAUUCUGUUCAA